This is a messenger RNA of Rotaria sp. Silwood1, 627 nucleotides long. NCBI's taxonomy places the organism in Eukaryota, Metazoa, Rotifera, Eurotatoria, Philodinida, Philodinidae. The record is from the annotation of a GenBank genome assembly.
AUGAUUGAAGAUACUACAGCAGGUUAUGAUGUAUUAUCACAUGGUACACUUCAUUCACAACAAAUUAUUAAAGGUCAAUCACUUUUGGAUAUGUCUUCUAUACAAUUAACACUUUUUAAUGUUGUAUCGUUAGUUGAAUUGCCACCAAGUGAUCCAUUUGUUGUUGCUUUUCGAGCAUUAGAUAUCAAUCGUCAAACUAUAAAUCGAUGGUUAAUGAAUAUGAACAUGAUACUUCGAUGUCUUGUACAAAAUUCAACUGAAGACGCUAAAUUAACACAAUGGAAUGAUGUUGUAUCAUCAGUUAAUUUAACACGAGAUGAAAUGUUUAGUGUGGCUCUUCUUCAUAUUUUACAUGAUGUUGUAUUACAAAUUUUAACUAAUACUCGACAAUUACGCGGUCAAAUCAAUAUGAUAUUAGUUUCUCUUGCAUCCGAUUAUCGCUAUUUAUUUAUGUAUAUUAUGGAAAAUGUUAAACAAUUUCGAACAAUUGUAAAUAAUUUUCGUCAAUUACGAAUUCAUGAUGAAACUGUACAUCGUCUUGAUACAUUUGCAUAUUUAAUUAUUUUAAAUAAAUAUUUUCAAUUAUUAUCAUCAAUUUAUAUACCAUUAUUAUUACAAUGGACAUAA